AUGGCGGCCGAGCCCAAGGAUUCGGGUGUCUCAUUCGCACCGUUUUUCGACCGCUGCAAGCUACCGGCAAGCGUUAAGCAUGACUGUGACACAUUCGUAAUGACAAGAUAUUCCGAGACAGCGCGACCCGCUCCGUUUCAAGGUUACUGUUCGUAUACGGUCUUCGUCGGAGAGGAAAUAGUCGUCCAGUUUCGGCCAUUAGCCCAUAAACUCGACAUCAGCAUCACAAAUACCGCUUGCAAGAUUUUCGGCCCCUUAGCUCCCGAAACCGAGUUUCUAGGGGAGUUAGGAAGUACAGGUCUUUACGUCUUCUCUAUGAGAAGAAUACCAGGGGUCUCUUUGGCGGAUCUUCGCGCUGAGACCAAGACUUUACAGGCAAAGUCGCGACGAGAACAGAUUGUGCGCGAUUUCGCGUAUCUGCAAGCUACGAGCUGGCGCAAUGGAAUAAACCAUAGUGAUGUACGGGAGAAAAGGAUGGUGGGCUCCUCGUUGCGUUGGCGAAUGGAGCUGAUGACAAAGAAUAUCCCAUCUCGUUUUCGCGGCAUCGCGAGAUCUGUCCUUGCUGACCUACCGGAAAUCGAGGCCCUGCCAUGGACAUUAAGCCAUGGCGAUUUCUUACCUUCGAAUAUAAUGGUAUGCCCAGAAUCGGGAAAACUGUUGGGUUUGCUCGACUGGGCUGAGGCUGAAUAUCUUCCUUUUGGUGUUGGUAUGUAUGGCCUGCAGGAACUACUUGGGGAAGACAAAGAUGGGCAUUUCGUCUACUAUCCCGAAGCCAAACACCUUCGUAAUUUAUUCUGGGCGGAACUCCUCUCCAAGGUUCCUGAGUUAUCACAAAACUCUAAGCGUGUUGCACUUAUUCGAAAAGCACAAAUUCUAGGCAUAUUCUUAUGGCAUGGUAUCGCUUUUGACGACGGCAAAUUAGAUCGUACUGUUGAAGAGGGGAAGGAUGACGAGGAAAUUGAAAGACUGGAUGCUUUUCUGCUGUCUCGUUCAGGGAUACGGCCUCUAAAGUUACGGCAUAUUCAUCCGAUUGUAGACUCACCUAUUGCGUUUAUACGAGACCUUCUGUCUGGGAAAGCAUGUUGUUAA
Daldinia childiae is the source of this 1089-nucleotide messenger RNA. RefSeq lists its product as uncharacterized. Lineage: Eukaryota; Fungi; Ascomycota; Sordariomycetes; Xylariales; Hypoxylaceae. The coding region runs from base 1 to 1089 and encodes 362 amino acids. The transcript has a single exon. The record is from RefSeq and is a predicted model, not a curated record.